AUGCUUGAUUACCUAUCCCUUAUCUUUGUGGUUGCCGUGAAGGUUUUCAAGAAAACCACCCCCAAUGGAAAAGUUACGGUGUACCUUGGCAAGCGUGACUUCAUUGAUCAUAUAGAUUACUGCGAUCCUAUCGAUGGAGUGGUGGUCGUUGAUACUGACUACCUGAAAGGAAGGAAAGUUUACAGCCAGCUCGUGACCACUUACCGCUAUGGUAGGGAGGAAGAUGAGGUUAUGGGAGUCAAAUUUUCCAAGGAAAUGGUCAUCGGUACGGAACAGGUCGUCCCAAUGGUCAACUCCAAAAUGGAAUUGACACCUGUCCAGGAAAAACUUCUGAAGAAACUGGGUCCUAAUGCCUUCCCAUUCACCUUCAACUUCCCAGAGAUGUCUCCCAGCUCGGUAACUCUGCAAGCAUCCGAUGAGGACCAAGGCAAGCCCAUGGGCGUUGAAUACUGCGUCCGCACUUACGUUGCUGAGAGCGAAGACCAGAAGAGCCACAAGAGGAGCUCGGUCACCUUGGCGAUCAAAAAGCUACAACACGCACCUGCCUCCCGAGGCCGCCGCCUUCCUAGCUCUCUCGUCAGCAAGGGCUUCACUUUCAGCAAUGGAAAGAUCAGCCUCGAAGUCACUUUGGACAAGGAAAUUUACUACCAUGGCGAAAAGAUCUGCGCGAACAUCAUCGUUUCCAACAACUCCAGGAAAUCCGUCCGCAACAUCCGUUGCAUGGUGGUCCAGCAUGUCGAAAUUACCAUGAUCAACUCGCAAUUCAGCCGCCACGUUGCUUCCCUGGAAAGCCGUGAAGGUUGCCCAGUUACCCCCGGCGCCAGCCUGUCCAAGAGCUUCUACCUGGUUCCCCUUGCUCGCAGCAACAAGGAUAUCCGCGGUGUGGCUCUAGACGGCCACCUGAAGGAAGAUGAUGUCAACUUGGCCAGCUCCACCCUGGUGACCGAAGGCAAAUGCCCAGCCGAUGCUAUUGGUAUUGUCGUGUCCUACUCCGUCCGUGUCAAGCUGAACUGCGGUACUCUUGGAGGCGAGCUCGUUACCGAUGUGCCAUUCAAACUUCUUCACCCUGCUGAGGGAUCUGUUGAGCGCCAGCGAUUCAACGCCAUGAAGAAGAUGCAAUCCAUUGAGCGACACCGCUACGAAAACUCUCUGUACACCAACGAGGAAGAAGACAACAUUGUCUUCGAAGACUUUGCCCGCCUCAGGAUGAACGAGCCAGAAUAAGCAGACGGAGGAUCGUAAAUCGAUAAAAAAACCAAAAAAAAAGAAAAAAAACUUAUAGAAAAACAAAAAAAAAAUUACACGUAACCAAGCAAGUCAACCUCGUAACUUAUCUUCAUCGAUUGGCAACUAUUGGCGACCCUUAUUGUUACCUUAUUAUUAUUACCUUAGAGUAUACAUCAACUCAUUUGUAUACUACCUUCAUUAUCAUGACAUUAAAAAAAAAUAGUUUAUCGUUUAUAAUAUUCAAAAAUGUGAGGCAUAUAUAUUUUAUUAACAAAUUAUGUAUCUAAAUAAAAACAUCAUCCUUCAUUGUAUCCAACUUACCUUAGAAAAUUAAAUAAAAAAAUUCACCAGA
Molecule: messenger RNA, 1579 nt
Organism: Zerene cesonia (dogface butterfly)
Lineage: Eukaryota; Metazoa; Arthropoda; Insecta; Lepidoptera; Pieridae
Gene: Arr2
Product: arrestin homolog
Exons: 6
Coding region: 1-1224 (407 amino acids)
Biological process (GO): G protein-coupled receptor internalization; signal transduction
Cellular component (GO): cytoplasm
Molecular function (GO): G protein-coupled receptor binding
Source: RefSeq, a predicted model, not a curated record